AUGCCGAGGUCAAAAGUCAGUGCCAUGAGCUCUGCAGAAAGAGGUAGUCUACUCGUAGUUACUCUAGCAUUAGCUGGCAAUGCUAUAGGAAAUUGCAUUCCACCAAUGUUAAUAUUUCCCGGUAAGCUUUUAACGACCACUUUAGUCGUGAUGGUCCAAGUAGGUCCAUUGCAACAGCCAAUGCAAGAAGAUGAUUUUUAUUUCUUUAAAAAUCACGUCCGAUCUUCUAAAGAAAAUCCGGUUUUGUUGUUACUAUAUAGUCAUGCUUUGCACAUCGCUGUCAAAACCAUCAACUUUUGCAAGGAAAAUGGAAUCGUUCUGUUGACGUUUCCACCACAUUGUACCCACAGACUUCAGCCCAUGGACCGAGCUAUCUUUGGCACUGUAAAAAAAAAGCCAUUAACACAACAUGCGAUAACUGGAUGCGUUCACACACAGGAAAAAAAACACCCGGCGCCAGCCACUAGGCCAUCCUCUGCGGACACGUCUCUGGAAAUGAAUGCGCUAAAGUUCGCACAUACAACUGUACAGCAGCUUCCGUACCGAUGGACCAACUUGCAGCAGUUAUCGUCCGACGCCCGCGACGCUAGCACGAGACGGCGAUCCAGUGGCGUCCGUCUCAACGGAGGUGCGUCUCGCGAACUUACAAGUUCCGUUCAGGUGUAUGUCCGUCUUUGA
Molecule: messenger RNA, 678 nt
Organism: Acanthoscelides obtectus
Lineage: Eukaryota; Metazoa; Arthropoda; Insecta; Coleoptera; Chrysomelidae
Source: the annotation of a GenBank genome assembly